AUGCUGCGAACAUGUAUUGUUACUGAGGGACCUGACUUUGCCAAGAAAACGCGCGGUCCUACUUCGGACGCCGUCACGAAGGCGGUGCGCAUGUCCCUUCAGAUUAUUUCGGCGCCGCUUGCGGCUCCCGAACCUUUGCAGCCGAUCCUCCCGCAGUCGAAAUCUUCAUCGCCCUCGAAAAUUGAAAUUCGACAACGUUGA
Messenger RNA from Fomitiporia mediterranea MF3/22, 201 nucleotides. RefSeq lists its product as uncharacterized. NCBI's taxonomy places the organism in Eukaryota, Fungi, Basidiomycota, Agaricomycetes, Hymenochaetales, Hymenochaetaceae. Bases 1 to 201 code for a protein of 66 amino acids. The transcript is spliced from 3 exons. The record is from RefSeq and is a predicted model, not a curated record.